ACCAAACUCACACACGUUUUGGAAAUUUGUGAAAACAAUUGAACUGCAAUUUACUGGAAGACUUUUAAGUGAAAUUUUUUGUAUUUUCCUAGUGCAUUUGCGAAGUGAAAAAUUUUCGGCUUUAGACAAGCCGCUAGGCUAUUCGGCUUGUGUUUGCGUAGAUGGCAACACUGUAUACGCCGGCCAUGUUAUGAUAUGUAAAAGGUGGACGUCGACACGUGUUUAGUUCGUGCAGCUUCUGUGUGUGCUGAAAAAGAACAGUGAAAAUAACAAGAAAAAAACGUAUAAAAUACGCGAACAGUCAACCAAGCCACUGACAAACCAACCAAAAUAAUUUUCCACAGCGGUUACAGAAGAGCCUUCAAUAUUCAGCGAAAAUGGUAUCCGGUCGUCCAUUACUCUACUUGUCACUGCCCGGUGUAGCAUUCAUUCUGGGCGUGUUUUGGUUCAGGCGCCGAAAUAAAAAUCGUUUAGACAAGCCAGACGAUGAGGACAACACCAAGGAGUCGUCGGGUGGCGUUGUCUCCCCUGUGGAGGCGCGCACUGCAAACGGUGGCCUACAGAACGGUAAACUCCCGACGGGCUUUCUGCUGCAGGAGGCAACCAAAUCGAUGAAUAUCAAUGGCACAGAUGCCGCAGAAAAUGGCAACGGGAGUGGAAGUGGAAGCGGCAGCGACGAGAAGGAAAGCCCCAACACAAUGCUGUACGGAAAAUCGGCUCCCAUUAAGAUACAGAGCAAUGGACGGACUCCGCCGGGUGUACAUCAGCAGCAGCAGCAGCAGCAGAUCGACUCGGAGAUGCUCAAGUCAAAGAUACAGGAUGCCGAGCACAAGAAGCUCUGCUGCAUUGACGAGGACUUUGAGAAUCUAUCGUCGCCGCGCGAUCUACCAGAUUCGGUGAACACACGCGUCUCCUUCUACAAUCGCAAGGCAAACAGCAAGGUCGUCGAACCGGUGGUGAUCAAGGCCACACGCACCCCAAAGAUAUCGCCAGAGAACUCGUUCCUUGAGGCCACCUACACGAAGGAGUGCGAGCAGAACAACAAUUGCCAGCCAAACGACAGCAAGAAGGUGGCGGUGGAGGACACCAAGUGCAAGCCCAAGUCUAACCAAAAUGCCAAGGAGGCUGCUGUGGUAAGCCACCGCGACUGUGAUGAGCAGACAGAACUCAAGGAGACAGAUAGCAAUGGUAACCAGAAACGCAAUGUGGAUGCUGCCAGCCCCUCGCUCAGUAUUUGCAGCGUUCAGUCUGGGGACUCGGGCAAGGGCUCCAGCCUGCCCCGUUCAGAGGCGACACGUGUCAAGGUCAGCUACGAGUUUGUCUUCCCCGUCAGCCUAAUUGGUCAGCUGUACGGCCGUAAGCGUGCCUUUAUCAACCAGAUCAAGGCCAAGACCCAGGCGAGUGUGACGCUCAGCAAGAACCCAUGCACGAAUAAGCUGCGAAUUUGCAUUGUCGAGGGCACGGAGAGCGAGAUCGAUGCUGCCUUGUCCAUGAUCCGUCAGCGUCUGCCCGUCAAGCGCUAUCCAAACUUUACAAUGCAACGCAUCCACUUUGCGCUUCCACAAACCAUAGUUCCUCUAUCGGCGCAAAGCCUCUCCAAUCUACAACUUAAACUCUUUGAGGGCAUCAAUAAUGAUGUGGUGGUCAGUGCCGUGCUCUCUGGAUCGCAUCUGUUUGUCAAUCAUCCGCUGCAUCCCUCGCACCCGGCCCUGCCCAUGCUGCAGAAGCAGCUGUACGACAGUUACUCUGAAAUAGAGGCUCCUCUGCUGCCGGGCAUUGAGAUCGGUGCCGUUUGCGUGCUGCCUGUCAACGGGAUCUGGUAUCGCGUACAAAUCGUCGAUCUCGAUGAUGAGGAUGAGGAGCGUUGUGUGGUUAAAUUCCUUGACUUUGGUGGCUACAUGAACGUGAACCUCUGCGUUCUCCGUCAGAUCCGCACUGAUUUCAUGGUGGUGCCUUUCCAGGCAACAGAAUGCAUCCUGUCCAACAUUGAGCCCAUUGACGGUACCUGGUCUCUGGAGGCGAUCGAUGUCCUCAGCAAACUAACCAAAGGCAUUGUCUUGCAAGCACAAGUCGCCGGCUACAAUAGUCACAACAUACCAGAAAUCUUUUUAUUUGCUUCCCUAGGCCCCAAUAAUGUAAUCUUUCUCAAUAAGGAACUGGUCGCUAGAAAUCUCGCGAAAUGGGUGGAGAUGCGUGACUAACCUAGAGCCCUACUCAACAACAACUAACGCUAGUACCAACAACUGCUCCUAUCUGCAAAACACAAACAACAGAAAAACACACUUUAACAGCAAAGCAAAAAACAGUCAAAACCCCAGUCCAAAAGCAAAAAUCAAGCGCUUUGUGGAGUCUUCUGGCUCCGGAGGUGGCGGCGGUCAAGACGGUGGCAGGAUAUUGCUAAAAAUUUGCUAAGGAUUGCGGAUGAACUGAAGGUCAAAGCCAAAGUGCUCGCUGCCCCCUCCAUUAAACAAAACAAAAAACGUUAGUUAAGAUUUGUAGACUGCGACUGAGCCUAGAAAAGAGAGACCUCUCUAAUCAUACAUAAACCCCACAUACCUCCCUUCCAUCCUCCCCCAAAAAACACACACACACACACGCAUAUAUGUAUAAGACACCUCACUAACACACAUACACUCGUGCCUCCUGCAUGCAUAACUAUAUAAAAUUAUAUAUACAUAUGUGAGAGGCACACGCACCGUUUGUCUGCCGCCACAUAUUCUGUGUUGACUGCUGCCGCCUGCCUCGCAACCCAAACACACAACAAACAAGAAAUGUAAACCAAAUCGCAGGGUACAGGACUGCUGUAGGGCUUGUGUAAGAGGCACAACAAUCUAUCAAAUCAGGCAACCAACAAACAAUGAAUCAAUCAGCAACCAGCAAUCAGGAGAGCGAGCAGAGGCAGAGGCACAAAGGCAGGAAGGCAAAGGCAGGAGAGUGAAAGCAGUCGAACCGCUUAAGAUAUUACCAUACUCAGUUGUAAGUAGGUCUACUAUCUAGUGUAAAUAGUUAUUUUUAUAAAUUGAAUAACGAAAUGCAGAAAACACACAAAAACAAACAAGAAAGCAAACUAAACCCAAUAUCAAAGCGUUCGUUCAUGCGAGAAUCAGACACUAAAUGAAAACAAAAGAAUCAGAAUCAAAAUCAGAUUCGGAGAUAAAGAAAGAGAGACGAGAUAUUUGUAGUUGUACAUACAGAUAAGCAUAGGAAUGGAAUAUACAUGUAGUAUAUACAU
This is a messenger RNA of Drosophila guanche, 3232 nucleotides long. It is a transcript of the gene spoon, whose product is annotated as A-kinase anchor protein 1, mitochondrial. Gene Ontology annotation, molecular function: RNA binding. The coding region runs from base 378 to 2201 and encodes 607 amino acids. NCBI's taxonomy places the organism in Eukaryota, Metazoa, Arthropoda, Insecta, Diptera, Drosophilidae. The transcript is spliced from 5 exons. The record is from RefSeq and is a predicted model, not a curated record.